Messenger RNA from Magallana angulata, 2518 nucleotides. RefSeq lists its product as uncharacterized. The transcript has 7 exons. NCBI's taxonomy places the organism in Eukaryota, Metazoa, Mollusca, Bivalvia, Ostreida, Ostreidae. The record is from RefSeq and is a predicted model, not a curated record. Bases 1 to 2100 code for a protein of 699 amino acids.
AUGUCAUUGGAAUGCUGUUAUGUUGGCGGUAACCUAUUUGAAGAAGUCAAGUCUUGUCCAAUAAAUGCAGAGGAAUGGAAAAACCGAGCUCAAAAGAAAAAAUGCCAGGAGCCAAUACCGGAUUUUAUAUGUGCCGCCAUUGAAAAUCGUCCAGGAAUGUUUGGAGAAAUAUGUACCGUGGCUGGGCUAUCGGAACCAGGAUUUUGUGUUAUUUUGGAUGCAACAACAUACAAUUUAAAUUACAUAUAUUGUAACGCAUCAUCUGGUUGUCCGCGAUCAUCCUACCUUUCUGAAGAUGUGUACAAAUGUGGCGUGAGUACUAAUCCUGAAAAGACCGAACGAGAUGAGUCUGUUCAUGCUAUCUCUAUCUCUACGUUCGCAGUAUUCUUAUGUGUUCUAUUUGUAUUUCUUAUGCUUUGGAUGAAAAGAAGAAUAUCGAAACGAAAAAAAGACAUGGAAACUACUGAAGCAGACGAGCAAUCAUUCCUAGAAAACGCAGGUACACAAAAUUUUGACGCAAUGUGUACACAAAAAAUAUCAAUGUUGGGAGUAUAUAUCAAAUGUCAACUUGUAAAAUUAAGUAAAGUUAAGAACCUUCGAUUUUAUAUGGUCACGCAUUCCGAAUCGUUAAAGCUCCAUUUCAAGGAAAACUUCGAUAGAAUGAUGAACUCAAGUACCGUAGAUUGGACUACGUUUGAUUUGGAUACUGUAUACACACUUCUGUCAAACUUUGGUGGCAUAACAUGUCCGAAUCGGGGCUGGGGCUACAAACCAACAAAUAAGGACCUUUCUGUGGGGGCAGACAUUGAACGAAUUAGAAUCUUGGUGAACGAGUACUUGGAUAAUAAAAUGUUUAAUGUGGAAGAGGCUGACCAGAUUAUAGAAAGAUGGAUUUCGCUAAAAAGGGAAGUUGACCCACGUGAUAUCAUUGAUUUUGAUCACGAGACGAAAAUAAAUUAUAGAAAACUCAAUCCAAACAAUGUUGAGGAGAAUGGAACCGUUGUCACACGUGUCAUUGCAAAUAUUCUAGAAAAACUUAAAUCAAAGAAAAUUGUAACAUGUCGCGGAGCCAUUGGUUGCGGAAAAACGACUGCAUUGGAGUACGUUGCUAAAAAGUACACAGAUAACGGAUGGACGAUGGAAUGGAUAGAGGAAUUCAUUGACGAAUCUUUUUUUAACAAUGUUAUCGAGAGCAACACGGACAAAAUUAUUAUUUGUUGUGACAAUUUGUUUGGAUCGUUCGGGUGUCAAGUGUUUUCUGAUAAAAUGUUUGAUAACUUUCACUUGUUUAUGCACUCGAUCCAUAAAAGUGAAAAUCAUAUCAAAGUGUUGCUCGGUAUUCAUGAGCACGUGAUUGAAGAAAUUUCCUCUAAACACUCUCUUGUUUCACAGGAUUAUAAUGCUUUUGUUGAAAUGGAUAGCCUUUCACAGUCAGAAGCAUUACUAAUAUAUAUGAUGCAGCAAGAAAAAUCUACUAUCAAUCCGAAAUAUAUUCCUUUUGAAGAUUUUCUGGAGUUGAAUAAAAAUAGAUCUGAUAAUGUAGGAGCACCUUUCCAGACUUUGAUGAUUUCAGCGGCUCCUGAUGUCUUUGGCACAAGAGCAUUUUGCAAUCAACCGUUUCAACUUCUGAGAGAGCAUUUCUACAAAAUUUUAUGUGACAAUGAGGAAAUUUUUUUUUCACUUUUGUAUGUUAUGUGUGUUGAGGUUUUCGAUAAGAGAGAGGGUGAACUUAAAAGAGGCAUAGUUAAUGCAAUUUAUCCCCGUUUAGACAAAAACAUCAUAGAAUAUUACCUACAAGAAUUAGGCCCGUACAUACAGGAUGAUGGUAACACCGUGGAAAUAAAACAUGAUGGGAUCUCAAUUGCCUUGUUUCAUACAUUCAUGAUGCAAUCGAAUAAACCUUGGUCUAUCUUUGCAGCGUGUGAUAUCCGACGAACUUUGGAACUCAUACGACCUGAUGACCAACGCAAUAAACUUCAUCAUUUUGCUGUUCCUUUGUCAAGGGAAACGCUUCAUGAAGCAAAAACAAUCAUAAAGAAUACAAUUUUUCAUAGUAAUGUAGAUAUCAGAGAGCAUCCUUUUAUGGAGCAUUUUCGUUAACACAAAACUCUCAUCUUUCAACGAAUCAAAUAAUUGACAAUGACUUGAAAAUCCAAACAUUCAAUUGUUUUUUUAACAAAGUCAAAUAUUAGAUAUCCUUAUUUCUUUUUUAAAACUCAAUAUGUCAAAAAUAUAUCAAUUUAAAUGUUAUAAUGCUAUUUUGAAUACGUAAUGCUUGACAUUAAAGUGCUCGUUGAAUUUAUGCGUGUAUAUCGGGUUAUAUUUUCUUUUUCUUAAAUUAGUAUUUUGCCUAUUGCCUUAUUGCAUUAAAUGGAUAUGGCAUCAAGAUCCUUUACAAACAUUAUCAAAAAACAUUAAAUUAUACUGAGACAGUUGACAUCAUCUGAACAUUAAAUACAAUGAGUAUAAAAACAAAGUAGCCCAUUGAUGUUAUAAAGCAAAUGUGAUUAUCUCAUUU